Auanema sp. JU1783 is the source of this 1317-nucleotide messenger RNA. The record is from the annotation of a GenBank genome assembly. Lineage: Eukaryota; Metazoa; Nematoda; Chromadorea; Rhabditida; Rhabditidae.
AUGUUUCUCAAGAUUCUGAGGCAUGGAUCACGACAAUGGGCAUAUUCUGAUAGAUUAGCCUCUACUUUAUCCGAAAUCUAUGCCCAGAAAGUUCAGAAUGGACAAAUUACUCAUGAUAACCAUCAGGUACAAGUGGUGGAGCACUUGGAAAAUCUCCGUGAUUCUUUAGAGAAAUAUUCUAUACAGAAUAAAAAUGUACAAACUAAGAAAAAUAUGUUUAGUUUUUUGUUUAAAGAUAAAGAAGAUACAGAAUCGCUAGCAGUUUUAGCUCCAACAGGAGUUUAUUUAUGGGGGACAGUUGGAUGUGGAAAGACAAUGCUUAUGGAUAUGUUUUAUGAUAGUUGCAACUUCUCUAAGAAAGAAAGAGUUCAUUUCCACUCCUUCAUGCAGGACGUGCAUAAAAAAAUGCAUGAGCUCAAAAUAAAUCACAAAGGACCUCGUGGUACUUUUGAUCCUGUGCCAAUUAUAGUAGAUGAUAUAAUGAGCAAAACGAAACUUUUAUGUUUCGAUGAGUUCCAAGUGACGGACAUUGCUGAUGCCAUGAUAUUGAAAAGAUUCUUUUCCAUUCUUUUUGAAAGAGGGCUCGUUGUUGUUGCAACUUCGAAUAGACCUCCUAAAGACUUGUACAAAAAUGGGCUACAACGACAUCAGUUUCUCCCGUUUAUAGCUGAUCUGGAAAAGAGAUGUUCUUCUAUAACCAUCGAUUCCGGGAAAGAUUAUAGACGGAAAGAAGGUGAUGGCUCAGCUUACUAUUUCGUGAAAGGGGAUGCUGAUGGCGGUGAAUGCUGUGAUAGAAUUUUCAAAGAGUUAAUAGCUAAAGAAAAUGACACUGUUCGGUCAAAAACCUUGAAUAUACUUGGACGUCAUGUUGUUGUAGAGAAAUGUUGUGGAGGAGUGGCAGAUAUCAGUUUUGCCGACGUUUGCGAGAAAGCCACUGGAGCGGUGGAUUAUUUAGUUCUCGCUCGAGUAUUCCAUACGGUUAUUCUCCGUGAUGUCCCUGCUCUGACUGCUUCAAAACUGUCUCAAGCUCGUCGUUUGAUUACUCUCAUUGAUACAUUUUAUGAUCAAAAAGUCAGAGUUGUUAUCAGUGCUGAUGUUCCUAUUCAGCAGUUGUUUAACUUGGAUGAAAAUAAGCAAGAAGGUCUUUCUGAUGCAGAUAGGAAGUUGAUGGAUGAUUUACAAAUUGCUCCCGGCACAGAAAGUUCACAAGCCAAUGUCUUUACCGGUGCAGAAGAGCUCUUUGCUUGCGAUAGGGCUAUUUCUCGUUUGUACGAAAUGCAGACGCCCGCAUAUUGGGAACACAGAAAACCAUCUUGA